AUGUCCAUCAAACGGGCAUUGUCCAAGAUCAAGCCGAAGCUAGACGAGGCCUCUCUUCCCUCUUUACCCCACUCCAAGGGUUCCUCUCCUUCCGGGACCUCCUCCCCCCGUCGCAAUAUCUUGAGCGGCUUCCUUCGUGAUAAGGAUUAUGUCUCCUCGUCCGAAGACGUCUCCGAUGAUUCCCUCCCCUCAGGGGCUGGGACUAUCAGCAAGAACCAGCAGAAACGGCUCGCUCGACGCCAGAGAAAGAGCGAACAGCGCUCUCGUAUGAGUGAGGACCUCGGCUCGUCAGAGUCUGAGCGUCGCCACAAGGAAGAGGUUGCCCAGGCGGUUCGUGAAGAGACCCCGGAAAUGCGGGCGCGCUAUGGCGACCUGCCGUUGGUACAGUCGGGGUCUCGGAAACGCGAACAGCGCCUCAAAUUCGACGACAUUACUUCGGACAUGGUUGGACAGGAUGUCCUCUUCACGGCACGAUUGCACAUCAUACGUCGGAUGAGCGCGAAGCUCGUCUUUCUUGUUUUCCGACAGCAGUUGACAACCUUCCAGGGUGUCCUCCAUGAGGAGCCUGGUGUCAAGUCCAUCGCUAUGGUCCAAUGGGCUGAACAUCUCAAGACAGGAUGUAUUGUCCGCAUUCGGGGCAAGAUCCAGGCCCCCGAUGUCCCCGUCCUGGGAUGCACAAUCCACGAUGUCGAGUUGUCUAUCGAUGAGGUCCACCUUGUCGUGCGGCGCGAGGAUCCUGUUCCUUUCAGUGUCUACGAGGCAGAAAUCCGCACCGCCGAAGAGGAUCUUGUGGAAGGCCGCCGUAGCCACAUCUCUGACCGAACCCGACUGACAAACCGACUCCUUGAUCUGCGCACGCCCACCUCCCAGUCCGUCUUCCGAAUUCAGUCCGCAAUUAGCAAUCUGUUCCGGACUGCUCUAGAUGAACGCGAGUUCAUUGAAAUUCACACACCGAAACUCCAAGGCGCCGCCACCGAGUCUGGUGCUAGUGUCUUCGAGGUGAACUACUUUGGACGCAACGCUUUCCUUGCCCAGAGUCCCCAGCUCGCAAAGCAGAUGGCCAUUGCAGCAGAUUUUGGUCGUGUGUACGAAAUUGGUGCUGUCUUCCGCGCCGAAAACUCAAAUACACACCGUCACCUUACAGAAUAUACCGGCCUCGAUCUCGAGAUGUCGAUUGAAGAGCACUACCAUGAGAUGCUCGAGGUAUUGGACGGAACUAUCAAGACCAUCUUGAAGGGCAUCUACACCCGCUACCGUCGCGAGGUCGAGAUUAUCAAGCAUCAGUUUCCCUCCGAAGACCUUGUUUGGCUCGACGAGACGCCAAUAAUUCGCUUCACCGACGGUAUCAAAUUGCUCAAUGAGUCAGGCUGGCGGGACGACGAAGGCAAUCCGCUGCCCGAGGACCAGGAUCUCGGUACCCGUGACGAAAUUCGUCUCGGAGAACUGGUCAAGGAGAAGUAUGGAACCGACUACUACAUUCUCGACAAGUUCCCCGUUGAUGCUCGUCCUUUCUACGCCAUGCCUGACCCGGAUGACCACCGCUUCACAAACUCGUUUGAUAUGUUUAUUCGAGGUCAGGAAAUCGUCUCUGGUGGCCAACGUAUCCACGAUCCGCACAUGUUGGAAGAAAACAUGCGUCGGGUGGGGAUCAACCCGGAUACGAUGGAGGAGUAUAUGGAAGGUUUCCGAUGGGGAGCUCCACCGCACGCAGGUGCUGGUAUCGGAUUGGAACGAUUGCUGAUGCUCAUCCUUAAGCUGGGCAAUAUCCGUCUCGCCUCCCUCUUCCAUCGUGACCCCAAGAGCUUCCCCGCCAAACCCCCUGUACUCCAGCUGCGCCACCCUGAAUCUUCCACCAUCGAGCCGCCUUGGGUCCGUGAGAAGAGGGGCGCCGUGGCACAGAGUGAGAGUGAGCUGCAGCCAAUGGAGCACAUGAUUGCCAAUUAUGGUGAUGCCACCUCUACAUCAUGGGGUGAUGAGCGCUUCAAGAUCUGGCGUGACAUGGCUACUGGUGCUGCUGUCUCAUACGUCGUCAGCACCAAUAACUACGUCGUGAUUCCAGGCAACCCAUUGUGUGAUGAGAGACAGUUUACCCGGGUCAUCACCCAGUUCCUCCAAUGGUUGCGCCGUGAAACCAAAUACAAGCCCAUUUGGCUUUUAUGCUCUCCACAAGUAGAGACAAUUUUGGGCGAGAGACUUGGUUGGCGCAGUUUGUCCUGCAUUGCUGAAGAACGAAUUGAACCUUCUCGAAACCAGGCUGCCAUGGACGGCGAACUGGCCAAGAAGCUCCGACGGACGGAGAACGAGGGUGUCAAGAUCGUUGCUCAGAACCAGGGCGAGAUGGUACCGGACAGUAUCCGCGAACAGAUAGACAAGCGAAUCGAGGACUGGAAAGCGAACCGCAAGGGUACGCAAGUACAUCUGUCCGAGAUUCACCCAUGGCGCGACCCCGAACAUCGCUGGUACUUCUAUGCCGUCGACAAAGAAGGAACCAUCUGUGCCUUUGUCACCCUCGUUACCAUUUCGCCUACAUACGGCAUGCAGGUCAAGUACACCCUUGACUUCCCAGGCUCGCCAAACGGCGUCAUCGAAUCCCUCAUCACACACGCCAUUCAAGCGGCUGGUCGAACCGGUGUGAAGUCACUUACCUUCGGUGCUGGUGCAACCAACACCUUGAAACCGGGCCACAACAUGCAUGGCACUAAGAUGAAGAUGUUGUCGCACACAUACGACGCCCUCGCUAAACAGUUCCACCUUGUCCGCAAGAGCGAGUUCCGCGCCAAACUCGGAGCUGUGGACGAGCCUCUCUACAUCGCAUACCCACCCCAUGGUCUUGGCCAAAGGGGCAUCCGGGCCAUUCUCCAUUUCUUUGAAGACUAA
Aspergillus calidoustus is the source of this 2877-nucleotide messenger RNA. The record is from the annotation of a GenBank genome assembly. NCBI's taxonomy places the organism in Eukaryota, Fungi, Ascomycota, Eurotiomycetes, Eurotiales, Aspergillaceae.